This is a messenger RNA of Malaya genurostris, 1506 nucleotides long. RefSeq names its product snurportin-1 (gene Snup). The record is from RefSeq and is a predicted model, not a curated record. Gene Ontology annotation, biological process: snRNA import into nucleus. The transcript has a single exon. Bases 117 to 1211 code for a protein of 364 amino acids. Lineage: Eukaryota; Metazoa; Arthropoda; Insecta; Diptera; Culicidae. Gene Ontology annotation, cellular component: cytoplasm; nucleus.
GCGGAAAAUAAAUAAAAUCUUCAUCUAAAUUACUGUGAAUCUGGCCCGGCAAGUGAAAUAUAAAAUUAAGUGUUUUCAAAGCGAUCUGUGCUUCAGUUGCUUUGUACCCACAAACAAUGACCGAUUCCGAUGACAGUACUUCUCGGUUCAGCGAUCUGUACAAGAAUAACUCCCGUAAAGAGCACCAUCAAUCGGAACGUCGCCGGACACUGCUAGAGGAACAAAAACGCCUCCGCCAAAAUGAAAUCGAUAGCUCUCGUUGUGGCUUACUUGAACUUAUAGAAAAAGAGUCCACCGAUACGGACAGUAAAUCAAACCGCCAUCGACCGCGAGUUUGGUUUAGCGAACUUUACCGCAAUAAAAUUCAGCUCUCAGAAUGGAUGUACGAACGACCAGAUGAUUUGGAAAGUUGGUAUAUGUUGCCUUGUCCAGUAGGAACCCGUUGUUUACUGGUAAUUCGACGAGGCCUUGCUGUAGCCUAUGAUAAAAGUGGACGAUCCAUGACGAGAUUUGCCACCGCACUGGGAAACAAACAGCGGGUAACGGUGUUGGAUUGCUUCCUGACUAAGGAUCGUAUUUUCUAUGCCAUUGACCUGUUAGUUUACAACGAAAUGGAUCUGGUGCAGUGCGAAUGUCAGUUCCGGUUUCUUUGGUUGCGUUCGAAAUUAGAUGAGGAUGAAGUUCCAAACAAAAUAUGCAAAUCCAAGGAAUUGGGAUGGAGAUUAGAAAUCCUGCCAGUGUAUGAUUUUUGUAAGCCAAAUGAGAUAGCAGAUUGCUUGUCUCGCUUCCCAAUGUUUUCCGAGAAAACCACUCGAUUAGAUGGACUACUUUUCUACCACAAAGAAUCUAACUAUAUAUACGGCAGGACACCGCUUGUCACGUGGUUGUUUCCUUUUAUGAUACCGGACUUACUUGCUGGCAGUUGGGGUGAAACAAUGAAUCACCGGUAUUUGCACCAGAUACCGGCUGACUACACCAAGUUGGGUUACCGAGCCUGGGUGGAUGAAUUUGAUGCCAAACUGGCGCGAAAGCGAUCUCGUCGUAUUAAUUCACAGAACAAGACGGACCAAAUGGAUGGAGAUACUGACGAAUAUUCCCGUACCGGAGAUAUGCCGACGUGGGAAGAAAUGGACACUAUAGUAACGGACGAUGACUUUGAUUGGCAUCAGAAAGAAAUGGAUGAAAUGCGACGACUUGAAAUGGAAGGUUAACAACCAGCAUCUUCGAAAAUAUGUUUAGUUUUUACCUUGAUUGGAUUACUCAGUGCAAAAUGUCUGCCUGUUAUACCUUAAACAUCGGUAUAAAACGACAAAUUUUAAAAUUGGUUAAUAGAGCAACCGGAUGUUCCACUGCUCUAACUUCACAGGUCCUUGAAUUUAUGAGAAUUCAUGUAAAAAAUGUUCAUAUCAGGAUCUUUAACCAAAUGAAAAAAUGUUUUAUAAACAUUAUUGACAUGUAGAAAUAUUGAAUCAAUGUACAUUAAACUUGACAAUUGCCCAUUUCUCA